GCUCCGGCUCAGAGGGAGGGUUUAGUGUUUAGUAGUCCUGUCAUGAUCUUUAUUCCUGAAAGCAACCAUGUAGCGGUGUGACUGAGUGUGCGUGCGUGUGUGUGUGUGUGAUCUGUUAAUGAUCUCUUCUUCAUCUGAGAUGAAUCCUACACAUAAAGAUGUUGACGUUUCACUUCCUAAAGAUUGAUGGCUAAUAGUAAAAGAUAUCCACUGACUUUGAAGAUGAUUAUUGCGAAGGAGACGACCGACACUGCAUGAUCAAUUUUAAAAGGAAUAACAGACCUUGGAUUUCAGUAGAUGGCUAAAAUGUGUUGGUGUGUCUAUGUGUGCCUGUGGUUAGCUGUGGUACUGCUCCCUACACUACAAGAUAAAGUGACUGCCCCGGCUCACCUACAGUCAACGCUGGGUCGCACUGCAACACUAGGCUGUAACGUGACCAUAGUAGGCAAUGAAGUUCUCAAACAGGUUCGCUGGCUGGAUUUGCACAACGAAAGUGUCCUUUCUUACCAGCCUGAGAAACCCGAGAGCCUCACCAAGAGAGAAGGUGUGGAGCUCCUCGACCAAAAAACGCACUCGAGUGCUAUUGCCAUUGAGAAGACCAAGCCAGGGGAUGAAGGCUGCUACUCAUGCGUGUUUUACGUGUACCCAACGGGACAGCAGUGGGGGAAGACAUGCCUCCUUUUAAAAGCAAAAGCAGAGUCGUUAGGCAACAAGACAGCAGUGCACGGGAAGCAUGUGACACUUUCGUGCACUUAUGCACUCGCCAAAAAGGUCCGUCAGAUACUGUGGAGGAAAACGGAGGAGCAGGGCGAUACCGCCAUUGUGGCUUCGUACACCAAGAACAGCAAACCGAUCGUGGAGCUGCCGUUCCGAGAGCGGGUGAAACUGAGUCAGACUUUGGGACACAGCGAGUUAACCAUUGACCCCGUCCAAAUGGAGGAUGAGGGAUGUUACACCUGUGAUUUCCACACCUACCCCGAGGGCUUGAGGAGCGCCACAGCAUGUCUGGCUGUCUACGUCCUGCCCAAACCUGAGGUGAGCUACACCACCACGGAGAAAGGGGUAAUCCAGGCCAACUGCUCAGCCGUGUCUCGUCCUCCUACAGAACUCGUCUGGAACGUGGAGGGUCAUAACCGCACGCUGGCGGCCUCCGAGACCUCGGUUUACCAGCAGGGAGACGGCACUACACUGGUGGUCACCACCAUACAGUUUCAGUCCAGACUGCUGGACGAGGAGCAAGUUACGUGUACGGCGCUCCAUCAGGGCCUGGAUGCGAGCGUUUCUGUCACACUGAACAAGGCUGGAUUUAAGAAGAUCAUCAUCAUCUCAGUCGUGAUAUCCGUGCUCGUGCUGCUCGUAUGUCUGUGUUUGUGCAUGAAGAGGCGCUAACAGCGUACUCCGAGAGGUAUUUAGACUGAGAUGAAGUCUGCUGCUAUGAAUGGAAAAAGCCACAGCCACAGUCAUUAGAUAGAUAGAUAGAUAGAUAGAUAGAUAGAUAGAUAGAUAGAUAGAUAGAUAGAUAGAUAGAUAGAUAGAUAGAGUUUUAUGAAUGUAUGAGUUUUAUAAAUGUACUAAUGAGUGUGUGUUUUUUUAAUGGCAAUUUAAACUAAAAUGUUAUCACUGGAAACAAAAUCUUUGCUGUUUUGAUGUAGAUUUCAGUCAUUAACAUUGUUAAUAUAUAUUAAAUGUUGUUAAUAGUCAGUGAGAAGCGUUACACUCCCUGCUUCUGCAUCUCCACUAGAGGGAAGUGUCCCGUGUUUUUCUACACUGCAGGGAUAAAGCUGACUCUGUGGCUUUCGUUGGAGGAACACAAGAGGAUUUAGUCAUAUAUUUCUUUGGAACUAAAUAAUAUUAAUAAAAUUAUAAAAUUAACAGUGAGUCCACAUUGUGAACCUGUUACACCAAGAAAGUUCAAGCUCUUUUGUUAAAGGCUAUGAAUAGAAACAGAGAUGUGACUAUUUUAAUAAACUCCUUAUUAUAUUCUC
Messenger RNA from Tachysurus fulvidraco (yellow catfish), 1985 nucleotides. RefSeq lists its product as uncharacterized. The transcript is spliced from 8 exons. NCBI's taxonomy places the organism in Eukaryota, Metazoa, Chordata, Actinopteri, Siluriformes, Bagridae. Gene Ontology annotation, molecular function: cell-cell adhesion mediator activity. The record is from RefSeq and is a predicted model, not a curated record. Bases 298 to 1389 code for a protein of 363 amino acids.